AUGAUGAAAGCACUGCAGAUUGACGGGUAUUGCGAUCGUGCUUCCGCAAAGCUUAAGGAAGUCAAGAAGCCUGUGGCAGACGCUACUGGGGUUGUUUGCAAGGUGGUUGCGACAUCAGUCAACCCUCUCGAUUGGCUCUUUCGCAAUGGAGUCCUGGCAGACUUGAUCCCAGUCCAAUUUCCGCAUAUCAUCGGAUGGGAUUUCUCCGGAGUUGUUGACUCCAUCGGUGAAAGCGUGACCGAUUUCCAGGUGGGUGACAAGGUGUACUGCAGGCCCGAAGUCACGAGGAAUGGAAGUCAUGCAGAAUAUAUCCUCGUUCCGGAAGACCACUUGGCACACAUGCCAAAGACCAUUUCAUUCUCAGAUGCUGCAUCAGUUCCAAUCGCGAGUAUCACUGCCUGGCAAGCACUCUACGACUUGGGUGAGCUGAGAGAAGGUGAUAGAGUUCUCAUCCACGCUGGCGCUGGAAGUCUUGGGAUUAUGGCCAUACAACUGGCAAAGCUGAAGGGUGCUCAUGUCACGGCGACAGCAUCUGCCGAGAAACAUUCUUUUGUAAAAUCGUUGGGCGCUGAUGUCGUCAUUGACUACAGGACCACUGCAUUUGAGGACGUUCUCAGCGACCUUGAUGUGGUUCUCGACACCAUUGGAGGGCAAACCCAGGCUUUGUCUUGGCAGACGCUAAAGAAAGGAGGGCGGCUGGUUGCUGUCAACGAACCAAUCGACGUCUCGAAAGCCGCCGAGUAUCCGGAGGUCAUCAGCCGUUUCCUCUCCAUCAAACCCAACAAGGAGAUUCUAACUCGAAUGGCGGCGCUUUUGGAUGAAGGGAAGAUUCGGACCAUCGUGGGUUGUGUACCGUCCAGCACCUUUACCCUGGCCUCCAUCUUCGUGGUCUUACAGCAGUCUCCUCAGUGGCAGCGGUAUGGCAUGAAAUUCCAGACCUUCCAAGAAGAGAUGUGGUGGAAAGGAUCUUUGAUAGGCCUUGGGCUGGUCUUGGGGGUUUUAGACCUGGCACGGGUGGUGGUGAUGUCGGAGGCCUCAGUGUUCUGCCAGAAACAACGGCUCACGACGUCUCACUGUACUGAACGCGGUUUGGACAAGACCUUAGUGGAGCUGCGGAAGUACGAGAACCGCCGCAAGGCGAAAGACGGCCACUUCCUCCCAAGGAAGAUCCGACGGGAGAACGACAAAGACUUCCAACCUGCUCCGCCUCCACGUUUGUGGAAGCAGGCGGUGGCUGCGCCGCCGGUCCCCAAGGGCCCGGCCAUCACGGCGCCCCCGCCGCGGCCUUCGUUCCUGCCUCCUGCGCCCACGGGGCUACAGGCACUGCAGGCAUGA
This is a messenger RNA of Durusdinium trenchii, 1335 nucleotides long. Lineage: Eukaryota; Dinophyceae; Suessiales; Symbiodiniaceae. The record is from the annotation of a GenBank genome assembly.